Molecule: messenger RNA, 1275 nt
Organism: Lathyrus oleraceus (garden pea)
Lineage: Eukaryota; Viridiplantae; Streptophyta; Magnoliopsida; Fabales; Fabaceae
Exons: 3
Coding region: 1-1275 (424 amino acids)
Biological process (GO): proteolysis
Molecular function (GO): aspartic-type endopeptidase activity
Source: RefSeq, a predicted model, not a curated record
AUGGUGGAGAGCACUUUCUCGGGUUUUUCUGACCUUGUCUUAGCUGGCGAAAUAAUCGAAAAUAUGAUCAAGAUGGGAAAGAUCCAAAAUUCUACAAGGUUGAGAGAGUUAGGACCCCCACUAGUGGUUCUUCCUCCCGAUUACGAUGAAAAUGCCCAUUAUGAGUUCCAUUAUGGUGCUCCCUGGUACUCUAUUGAAAACUGUAAAGGGUUGAAAUACAAAGUACAAGAUCUGAUUGACUCUAAGGCUAUUAGAUUCACGUCGAACGACCCAAACGUAAACAACAACCCUGUGCCUCCCCAUGAUAAUAUAAAUGUAAACAUGACGGAAUUGGACAAUGGAAGGAAGAUGAUAACCUUUGUCAAGGAUUUGAAGACCCCACUUAUGGAAAUCAAGAAUGUUCUAUCGAGAAGCAACGCGUUCUCCCCCUCCAUUAUCAAGAAUGUUUCAACCCUUGAAAUUCCAUACGACGAAGUUCCUCCCUCGCAAAUACCAUACAAUCUUUCUCAAUUGACUCUUUUAACGAACCCUGUUACUCCAAUGAUCAUAACAGUUCCAACACUGUUCCCGUACAACAAUACUAGGGUAGUCCCUUGGAUGUGUGACACACCAGUCUACAUGCACAGCCAAAAAGUACAAGAAGAACCAAUUAAGUCUGAUGACCCAUUGAUAAGCAUCGCAGGAACUGGUGGUGUAACUAGAAGCGAUAGGAUCUCUGCACCAGCGCCACCUCCGAUCGAGAAUGGAGGUCCAUCAACCAAUGAUAGGGGAAAGCAAGUUAAUAAUACCCCGUUGAGGCAAGAUCCUCUGACAACCAGUGAAGUAGAUGAGUUCAUGUGUAUCAUCAAAAGGAGUGACUAUCGAGUGGUUAAACAACUCAACCAGACACCCUCAAAGAUUUCAAUGUUGUCCUUAUUAAUGUGCUCAGAGGCCAAUAGGGAUGCUUUGGUAAAGUUUCUAAAGGCUGCCCGCAUAUCCCAAGAAAUCUUGGUCUGCCUGUUUGAAGGUGUAGUUAACAAUAUAGCCAUUAGCUUGAGUUUGGGAUUUAAUGACACGAAGCUCCCCGUUGAGGGAAGAAACCAUAACAAGGUUCUCCACAUCUCUAUUAAAUGUGUGGACACAAUUUUAUCCAUAGUUUUGGUGGACACCGGUUCCUCCCUUAAUGUGAUGCCUAAAAGCUCCUUGGAUAAGCUGACUAUUGAGGGACUUAUCAUGAAACCAAGUAAACUAGUGGUGCGAGCGUUUGACGGUUCGAGGAGGAUUGCAAUUGGUUAG